Messenger RNA from Pichia kudriavzevii, 156 nucleotides. RefSeq lists its product as uncharacterized. The transcript has a single exon. Lineage: Eukaryota; Fungi; Ascomycota; Pichiomycetes; Pichiales; Pichiaceae. Bases 1 to 156 code for a protein of 51 amino acids. Gene Ontology annotation, cellular component: mitochondrial outer membrane translocase complex. The record is from RefSeq and is a predicted model, not a curated record. Gene Ontology annotation, biological process: protein import into mitochondrial matrix.
AUGAACGGUUUCCCUACUCAAGAAAAGCCAGCUGCAGAACCAGGUUUCUUUAGCACCCCUAUCGGUAAGAUUGGUCUUAAUGUUGUUUUGUUUGUUGCAGGUAUUGCACUAAUUCAAUCUCCAGUCAUGGACAUGAUGGUUCCACAAUUCGAUUAA